CACCAUUACAAAUAUAUUGUUGAAAAUGUGGCAUAAUAUCUUUUCAGAAGUGUGGUCGGUUUUAGGGCUCCAUCUUCUUUAAAUUUAACACCGCCGCCUUAACAGGUAUUUUGCAUUUUUUGCUAACGUUUAACAACACAGGCAGAUAUAUAUAUAUGUAUUUGUGAUAACAAGAACGUGUGCGAGGAGGUCGGCUGCAGCUUUUUUCCCUUUGGAUGUUGUUGAGAAAACCGUCUUUUUAAUCUUUCUAACCUCUCAAAGUAAUAACGCAUCGUUGCUGCAGCAUAUUGGUGCCGACUAUUGGAUUAUAAUCUGAUUAUUGUAGAAUUACUAUGGGAAAGAAGAAAGGCGCAGAAGAUACAGGUCCUGGGGCGGCCUCUGGAAAAGUAAAAUCCAAAGAUAACAAGGAAGCACCCAAGAAGGAAAAAAUGUCAGUUUCUGCAAUGUUGGCCAGCAUGGACAAUAAAAAAUCUGAGAAGCCCAAGGCUUCAACUACUUCCAAACCCAAGAACAAGGCUAAACCUGAUUACACUGAUGGUUUGGAUUUACCCCCUUCGGAUGAUGAAGAUUCUGAAGGGGAAGAGACUUAUAAACCCAGGAGAGGUGGCGUUGAUGGCAAUGAUGGUAAGCCUCUUGAGAUUUCUGUUACGGAUAAGGAACUGAAGAAGCGAGAAAAGAAGGAUCAGUUGGUUGCCUAUGCUGUUGAGGUUGCUAAGCAGGAGGCCUUGAAGGAUGACAGGGAUGCAUUUACUGUUGUUAUCGGAAGCCGUACUGCUGUUCUAGAAGGGGAUGACGAUGCUGAUGCCAAUGUUAAAGAUAUCGCCAUCGAUAGCUUCUCAGUAUCUGCCCGAGGUAAGGAACUUCUAAAGAAUGCCUCUGUUAAAAUUUCUCAUGGAAAGCGUUACGGGCUUGUUGGGCCAAACGGGAAGGGGAAAUCCACUCUGUUAAAGCUCUUAGCAUGGAGGAAGAUUCCUGUGCCCAAAAAUAUUGAUGUACUACUAGUUGAGCAAGAGGUUGUAGGCGAUAAUAGAUCGGCCUUGGAGGCUGUAGUUUCUGCAAAUGAGGAAUUGGUGGAACUACGAAGACAGGUUCAGGCGUUGCAAAACUUGUCUUUGGAAGAUGGGGCGGAUGAUGACAACGACAGUGGUGAAAAGCUGGCAGAGUUGUAUGAAAGAUUACAAGUGAUUGGAUCUGAUGCAGCAGAGUCACAGGCAUCAAAGAUCUUGGCUGGUUUAGGGUUCACAAAAGACAUGCAGGUUCGUCCUACUAAAUCGUUCAGUGGAGGUUGGCGUAUGAGAAUCUCUCUGGCAAGAGCUCUGUUUGUUCAGCCUACCCUUCUUUUACUUGACGAACCUACCAACCAUUUGGAUCUUAGAGCUGUUCUAUGGUUAGAAGAAUAUUUGGGUAGGUGGAAGAAGACACUUGUUGUUGUGUCUCAUGAUCGUGACUUCUUGAACUCAGUCUGUACUGAUAUCAUUCAUCUGCAUGAUGAAAAACUUCAUUUUUACAGAGGCAAUUUUGAUGCUUUUGAGACUGGAUAUGAGCAAAAACGUAAGGAAACCAAUAAGAAAUUUGAGAUAUAUGAGAAACAAAUAAAAGCUGCAAAGCGAAGUGGAAGUAGGACUCAACAAGAGAAAGUCAAGGACCGUGCAAAAUUUACUGCAAACAAGGAGGCAGCAAAGAGCAAGGGGAAGGGAAAGACUGCAGAUGAUGAUGAACAGCCUGCAGAGGCCCCAAGAAGAUGGAGAGAUUACAGUGUGGAGUUUCACUUUCCAGAACCUACAGAACUCACUCCACCUCUUCUCCAACUUAUUGAAGUUAGUUUUAGCUAUCCUGGGAGAGAGGACUUUCGACUUAGCGAUGUUGACGUGGGUAUUGACAUGGGUACACGUGUAGCAAUUAUAGGGCCCAAUGGAGCAGGGAAGUCUACUUUACUCAAUCUCCUUGCUGGCGAUUUGCAACCUUCAGAAGGAGAGGUGAGGAGGAGUCAGAAGCUGAGGAUUGGUAGGUAUUCUCAACAUUUUGUUGACCUGUUGACUAUGGAAGAAACUGCUGUUCAGUAUCUUCUUAGGCUGCAUCCAGAUCAAGAGGGCUUUAGCAAACAGGAGGCAGUGCGUGCAAAACUUGGAAAGUUUGGACUCCCCAGCCAUAAUCAUCUCACACCAAUUGCCAAGCUUUCAGGAGGUCAGAAGGCACGUGUUGUUUUUACUUCAAUCUCAAUGUCUAAGCCCCAUAUUCUUCUGCUGGAUGAACCCACAAAUCACUUAGACAUGCAGAGUAUUGAUGCACUGGGAGAUGCACUAGAAGAGUUUACUGGUGGAGUUGUGCUGGUCAGUCAUGAUUCUAGGCUUAUAUCUCGAGUUUGUGAAGACGAAGAAAAGAGUCAAAUCUGGGUUGUGGAAAAUGGAACAGUAAGGACAUUUCCUGGAACUUUUGAAGAGUACAAGGAAGAGCUUCAGAAAGAGAUCAAAGCAGAGGUUGAUGAGUGAUACACACAUGAAUAGAAAUAUGAAGUUUCUAAUUGUGUUACAACAAUUUUUGUUUUAUAUAUUAUGCCUUUUCUUCUAUGUUUCUUUGAUGGUGCUUGAAGAUGCAUCUUUGAAUUUAACCUAUUCUUCCUGUCGACGACUGUAAGCAUGUUUAUCUGAUUAUUAUCACUCGACAUCACCUAGGGCUUGUUUCUUUCAAAAGUAAAGUUUUGAAUCAGAGUGCUAUUCUUGAAUAUUUCCUUUUGUGUUUUUCCGAGAACCUGAUAAAGCAAUUUAGAGAGUAACACACUUAAUUUCAUUGAA
Molecule: messenger RNA, 2792 nt
Organism: Cryptomeria japonica (Japanese cedar)
Lineage: Eukaryota; Viridiplantae; Streptophyta; Pinopsida; Cupressales; Cupressaceae
Product: ABC transporter F family member 4
Exons: 2
Coding region: 333-2489 (718 amino acids)
Molecular function (GO): ATP binding; ATP hydrolysis activity
Source: RefSeq, a predicted model, not a curated record